Messenger RNA from Racocetra persica, 206 nucleotides. Lineage: Eukaryota; Fungi; Glomeromycota; Glomeromycetes; Diversisporales; Gigasporaceae. The record is from the annotation of a GenBank genome assembly.
AUGACUCAAGACACAUCACCAGAUUAUAGAGGUACAUUUCAAUUUUUAGAUCGAAGAUUACAAGAUAUUGCAACUUUUGGACGAGCUGUCGGAGAAAUUGAUACUUUUGUUGGUUUUGUUUCAAAAAGUUUGAUCGGAGUUCUUGCUUCGGUAAUAAAGGAAUUGGUAGAUUCUGAUAAAAAUACAAUGCCCUACCAAAAGUCCUG